CUCCCUCCUCCGGCUCUGUUUCGUUGCUGCGAUUUCCGUUCGAUGUUGCUCUGCUCUGCCCGCGAUUCUCUUCCAGUUCGUUUCCUUAGUUUGCUUGUUCAGCCGUAGUCCGUUAGGCAUAGAAACCUUGGCCGGGCAUACAUGCGUAGCUUUCGCGGGUGAGUCCUCGAUCCUGACCUCUGGUUCGAGGUUUUUGAGGUUUCUGUCAUGGGUGCCUGUGAUUAGGGGAUCCAUGUGCGGUUCAUUCAGAUCUGCCCUGCGUGCCAUCCCUGCUCCCGCUCUUCUUGUUUGAUUACUAGAAUUUUGCGUGAUUUUUGUGGGUUGGUCGAGGGCUAUGCUGCGGGAGAGGAGUCGUGUGUCAAGGCUUUUCGGGCUCUUAAAAAUUCUCCAGGUUUUGGUAUGUUCUGCAAAGCUUCAUAUUUGUGUGAUUUGAGCCAGAUGAGAUGAGUCUUUGGCAACAUGAAUUUCUUUCUUCUUCUUUUUUUGCCUGUUAGAUAAAGAUAGGCGAGAUAAUUGCCAUGUAGUCCACUGAAGUUUAUGUGAGACGGUUUUCCAUUUCAAUUUCUUUCUGAAACGGAGAAUCUUUUGCUCUGUUCCGUGUCGAGUCUGACAACAUAUUCACUACUCUUUUUCUACGGCAUCAGUACGGUUGUUAUUUUUCCACUUCCAAUGAUUUUCAGAGUACAAGUCUUACGCAGGGGCGAAGCCAGCCUCGGAGGGAUGGGGUGCAUGUCUCUUUACUGUUUAUCGGAGCUACAUUAUUUACCGUUCAUCAGGGCUAAUUUUACUAAUACUUUUGAAUGGAGGGGGUGCAUGUGCACCACAGUCAUGAACGUGGCUCCGCCACUGGUCUUACGUAGUAGUGUUGUUGUAAUCUGAAGUUUGUACUGGCACAUAGCACUUGAACUUCCACUGCUUCGUCUUGACGAUCAACUGGCGGACACAUCGGGCUUUGUUAGUGGUGGAUCAAAUGGGACUUCGCUGCUGCUGAUAUUUUUUCACUUCGUCUACUCUACAAUGCACAUAUAAGAGAUCAGCAAACCCCUGACCUCCCUGUCCAGAGAUACUCUCCUCAUUGUUGUUGUUCUUCCACCACCUCUGGUGUAUUAGUAAAGUACAUAGCCUAGAUAAAUAACGGUUUUGCGGGCAUGGUGCACCGCGGAAACCAGCCUCUUAUGGAUAAUUCUGCGGUGUUAAUGGGGCUCUCAGUGCCAACCUACACCGCAGGCAGCCAUGGUCAGAGUCAGAUAACGUUUGGCCUAGACCAUCUGGGUUCAGCAGUGGACAAUAGCUGCAGCCAUGGCCAGAGAGGUUCGAGGAGAUCGAGUCAUACACCUGCACAAGAUGAUGGAUGCAGAUUAGUCCUUGGACUUGGUCCGACGCCGGAGGUUCACUCAGCUGAUCACCAGCCUGCCGGAGCAGACAAGUCGAGAGCACCUGUGACCUUGUUUGGCCGGAGCUUCUCCUUCACUGAUCCAGGGAUGCUGAGCCUUGGGACUCAUCAGAAGAAUAAUGCUGGAACUAUGCUUGCCGGAAACACCAUAUCCUUCUCCACUGUUGAUGAGGGCUCGACGUCGGCGAGGAGGAGCUCCGGCGGCUACAUGCCAUCCUUGCUCUUCGCACCUCGGCCCAGCUUUUCAUUUGCUGAAGAACCACAGGAUUUGCUAGAUCACACGGACAACACUAAUGAUAGUACUGUCCGUGAUCAGCAUCGUCUUCGGCUCAGCCCUGAACCUUCAGAGGCUUCGUUUGGCGUGAGCUCUGACGUUGUCACGGUGGCUAGCAACCCUGGACAGCAGGCUCAGCGCCGGCAUCCCAAGAAGUGCAGGUUCAAAGGGUGCUCAAAGGGCGCGCGAGGCGCGUCAGGUUUGUGCAUUGCCCAUGGUGGCGGGCAGAGGUGCCAGAAGCCCGGCUGUCACAAGGGCGCCGAGAGCCGCACGGCCUACUGCAAGGCCCACGGCGGGGGCCGCCGGUGCCUGCAGCUCGGCUGCACCAAGAGCGCAGAAGGGAAGACGGAUCACUGCAUCGCCCAUGGCGGCGGCCGCCGGUGCGGCUAUGCUGGCUGUCCUAAAGCAGCACGGGGCAAGUCCGGGCGGUGCAUCAAGCACGGUGGAGGGAAGCGGUGCUCCGUCGAGGGCUGCAUCAGGAGCGCCGAGGGAAGGGUCGGGAUGUGCAUCUCCCACGGCGGCGGCCGCCGGUGCCAGUACCCUGACUGCCGCAAGGGCGCGCAGGGAAGCACGCUGUACUGCAAGGCGCACGGCGGCGGCAAGCGGUGCGUCUUUGAGGGCUGCGCCAAGGGCGCGGAGGGCAGCACUCCGUUGUGCAAGGCGCACGGCGGCGGCAAGCGGUGCAUGUACGAGGGCGGCGACGUGUGCCCGAAGAGCGUCCACGGCGGCACCGACUUCUGCGUGGCGCACGGCGGCGGGAAGCGGUGCGCGGUGCCCGGGUGCACCAAGAGCGCGCGCGGGCGCACGGACCACUGCGUGAAGCACGGCGGCGGCAAGCGGUGUAGGGUCGAUGGGUGCGGCAAGAGCGCGCAGGGGAGCACCGAGUACUGCAAGGCCCACGGCGGCGGCAAGCGGUGCAUCUUCGGCGCGGGAUGCGAGAAGUUCGCGCGCGGCAGGAGCGGCCUUUGUGCCGCGCACGGCACGCUGGUAGCCUCGCAGCAGCAGCAGCAGCGCCGCGGCGGCGGCGGAAGUAUGAUCGGGCCGGGCCUCUUCCACGGCGUCGUGCGGUCCGCCAGCGCCGUAAACAUGAACAACGAGUACUCGUCAUCGGGCGUGAGCGCGGUGUCUGACUGCGACGGCUCGCCCGUGGCGGGGACGAGGAGGCAGGAGCUGAUCCCUCCACAGGUGCUGGUCCCCCACUCUAUGAAGUCCUCGCCGCCGGCCGUGUCGCCACCGGAGAGGAGCAGAGAGGGAGGGGUGGUGGCUAUCCCCGAGGGAAGGGUGCACGGCGGUGGCCUCCUGUCGUUGCUUGGUGGGAGCUUCAGGAACGUCGACGCCGACAAGCUCUGAUGCAGGGGAGGCUCGAUUUCUACCUCUACAGCUCUUCUUCCAAAAAAGGGAAAAAUGAUAUAUUUCUUUUUAUAGCUGUUAGAUUGGCUGUUUAUAAAGGAUGUUCUUGUUUGCAUAUCUAGCUUGUAUGGCGAAAUGUAGGUAAAUUUUGGUGUCAUCAAGGCUCAAGACAUGAAUGUGUCUGGGGUCUUUAUAUUGUUGAAUCAAUUCGUGGCAGGUCCGAUUGCUUUUGGGACGAUAAAGCUUUUAGGCUGCAGUUGUUGUGGACAAUAAGAUCAAAGUGUAAUAAUCAAAACUUUACCUCUGCUACGCUCUGCUGAAUUAUCUAGCUGAUGAUUCUCAGGAACCAGUUAUGUUAUGCUGGAGAUGAAUGUGUGUGUGUGUGAUGGGCAAUAUAUAGUCUUCUUGAUGUGA
Molecule: messenger RNA, 3431 nt
Organism: Phragmites australis (common reed)
Lineage: Eukaryota; Viridiplantae; Streptophyta; Magnoliopsida; Poales; Poaceae
Exons: 3
Coding region: 1149-3017 (622 amino acids)
Source: RefSeq, a predicted model, not a curated record